Messenger RNA from Arabidopsis thaliana (thale cress), 878 nucleotides. RefSeq names its product methionine sulfoxide reductase B8 (gene MSRB8). Gene Ontology annotation, cellular component: cytosol. Gene Ontology annotation, molecular function: peptide-methionine (R)-S-oxide reductase activity; oxidoreductase activity, acting on a sulfur group of donors, disulfide as acceptor. NCBI's taxonomy places the organism in Eukaryota, Viridiplantae, Streptophyta, Magnoliopsida, Brassicales, Brassicaceae. The record is from RefSeq and is marked reviewed. Gene Ontology annotation, biological process: protein repair; response to oxidative stress. The coding region runs from base 196 to 627 and encodes 143 amino acids. The transcript is spliced from 3 exons.
AUUAUUAUUUGUUUAGUAUAGUUUUCUUGGACAAUUCUUCUGCUUCUUUGAAAAAUAUUCUUGUCUAUGUCUAUUUAUAAAUGUUGAAUCACAAUUAAACUUAAACCGAGUCUUUCGUACAAAACUUCAAACAUAAGCUAAUUUCUUCCUCUUGAUCUCUCUAGCAUCAUUACAUAACCAAAUCAUAUUCUCGACAUGGCAAUGACCGCGGCUGCAGUUCCAUCAAGUGGAUCUUUCCAGAAACAAGACGAAGAGUGGCGUGCUGUUCUGUCUCCUGAGCAGUUUAGGGUUCUCAGACUAAAAGGAACAGAUAAACGAGGCAAAGGAGAGUUUACAAAGAAGUUCGAGGAAGGGACUUAUAGUUGUGCUGGUUGUGGAACUGCUCUUUAUAAAUCGACCACUAAGUUCGACUCCGGUUGCGGUUGGCCUGCGUUCUUCGACGCCAUCCCCGGUGCUAUUAAACAAACUCCAGAAGCAGGUGGAAGAAGAAUGGAGAUAACAUGUGCAGUGUGUGAUGGACAUCUAGGCCAUGUUUUCAAAGGCGAAGGUUACUCUACUCCAACCGAUCAACGUCACUGCGUUAACAGUGUCUCUCUCAAAUUCGCUUCUGCUGAUUCUUCCAAAUAAUCAUCACUGAUCGGUCGGACCACUUUACCUCAUGUUAUCAAAGAAUUAUGAUCUACGAUACGUGAGAUGCUUGCUAGUUUACAUUCCUACUCAUGUAAUAUUAUUGUAAUAAAGCUUCGUUUAAUCAUCAAUGCUCUAUAGUUAUAAUAAAUUUUGGUUACUAUAAAGAAAAUUUCUAUUUAUCUGUUCCUUACUUUCUUCUACUUGAAGAACAUAUUACAACUUCUUUUACUUUAAGAUUUUGUAACAAU